This is a messenger RNA of Brienomyrus brachyistius, 2024 nucleotides long. RefSeq names its product carbonic anhydrase 14-like. Lineage: Eukaryota; Metazoa; Chordata; Actinopteri; Osteoglossiformes; Mormyridae. The record is from RefSeq and is a predicted model, not a curated record. Bases 572 to 1447 code for a protein of 291 amino acids. Gene Ontology annotation, cellular component: plasma membrane. Gene Ontology annotation, molecular function: zinc ion binding; carbonate dehydratase activity. The transcript is spliced from 10 exons.
UUUUUUGGACUCUAAGGGGAAACUGGAGUAACUGGAGGGAACUCCAUGAUGACACGGGCAGAACGUGCCAGCUGCACACACAUGUAGCCAGAGUGGAUUUCUCAAACCUGGGCCCAGAGAUUCAUACUGGACAUACAAAGAAAUGGCCCAGUGGUGAAAGUCCUUCCCCGACUGCGGGGGGGUCCGUCAGUCCCCCAUCGAUGUGGAGACCUCCGCCGUGCAUCACGACCCCUCGCUGAUGCCCGUCAAUGUUGUUAAUGCAUGUAAUUAAUGUAGUUAAUGCAUAAUUACCCAUAAUGUUUGUGUAAACAGCCACGUGAGUUUAUCUCAUCCGGCAUCUUAAUAACUAAAUAACUCAAUGCUAACAUUAUGUCCUCAUUGACGGCCCCAUGCGAUGGCACUCUUGUCAUGUCCUGCUCUGCUCAGCUGUUCUGAACGGAUCAUUGUCAAACCCGCUGACCCAGAAUGGUCCGGUUCGCCACAUUGAAAGACUUCUUUGUUGCCUUUGCCUGGCCUGCGAUUCCCGGGUCACGCAUUCAUACGGUGUCCCUGUGGUUCCCGCGCCUCGCCGAUGAUGUUGCUGCUCGCUGGUCCUGACACUCACCUCCGGUUCCCAUCUGAGCGCGUACAAGGCCCACCCAGCCUUCCCAUCUCAUGUGUUGCAGUGAAGAUGUCCUUGCCCGCCUGGUUCCAACUGGGGGGGCUGCCCUGGAGGUUCACAGCUGUGCAGCUGCACUUCCACUGGGGUAGGGAAGGGGAUGGCAGCGGGGGCCUGGCCGGGGGCAGCGAGCACACUGUGGAUGGCCGUCGAUCCGCUGCUGAGCUCCAUGUGGUCCACUACAAUUCAGAUCUCUACCCCAACGUGUCUGUGGCCCAAAGCCAGAGAGACGGCCUGGCGGUUUUGGGAGUGCUAAUCGAGACAGGUGAUGACAAUAACUCUGCGUAUGAGAACAUCUUUAAGUACUUGGAAUUCAUCAAAUAUGCAGGACAGCAAAUGCCCAUCCCCUCCUUCAAUGUCUGCUCCCUGCUCCCCACUGACCUGGGCAGAUACUUCCGGUACAAUGGCUCACUCACCACGCCGCCCUGCUACCAGAGUGUACUGUGGACAGUUUUUGCGGAGAAGGUUACUGUGACUCGCAAGCAGCUGAAGAACCUGGAGACAGUGCUGUUCUCCAACGAUGGGAAGGACCCCAAAUCUGUCCCUCUCCAGGACAAUUACCACACAACCCAACCCCUCAACCAGAGGGUAGUGUUGGCCUCAUUUGUCCCGGAUUCCAUCACCAGUUACACUCUCGGAAAACUGUGUGCUGUAGUGGCGAUGGUCAUCAUCCUCCUCGUAAAGGCCAUGCGAUCUAAGGAACAUGACAAGGAGCAAAAGCAAGACACAGCCUUCAACACAGACCCUGACCCAGAAAAACCAGAAGCCCCUCCCAAAGUGGAAGCCUAAGCCUUAUGUGAUUCCUUGGACCUCAGCAGCUACUUCCUGUUUGAGUGCAUGAACUUCCUCUGCAUGCCAAACCAGCUGCCCCAGCCUCAAGUCCAUCUUCUUCCUACCAGUUUGUCCCCUAUAUACACAGCCAAGUCUGACACAGUUUGCCCUCUCUGAGGCCAUUGCACACACACUCCUGUAUGCCCCCCCCCCACUUCCUGUCAAUAAUUGGCCAGUAUUGCUUGUAUGUGUUUAGGAAAAGGGGAAUAUGUAGCUAUUUACCUCUAUGAAUGCCUGUUUGGAUGCUCUUGUUAUCUGCCAAUAUGCCUGCAGGUUGUACAUGCAUCAUGAUAAACCUUACACUUAUGCACCUAUAUUUCUGUCAUUGUGUUAUAGUCAAAGGUGCACAUUUCUGGUCCAGAAAGUGAAAACCCAGCCAGUUGAGUAUAAAGAGUAACAGUCACACUAUAUUAGUUAAUUGAAACAAAAUCUUCAUCUGGAUUUUUACUUUCUAGACCUGAAAUCUCCAUUUCUGGUCACAGUAACCAUUAUUUUUUGUUAGUGAUUUCAAGACUGUGAAUAUCUUUGAACUCUU